Molecule: messenger RNA, 3175 nt
Organism: Jaculus jaculus (lesser Egyptian jerboa)
Lineage: Eukaryota; Metazoa; Chordata; Mammalia; Rodentia; Dipodidae
Gene: Otud6b
Product: OTU deubiquitinase 6B
Exons: 7
Coding region: 66-947 (293 amino acids)
Biological process (GO): protein deubiquitination
Molecular function (GO): cysteine-type deubiquitinase activity
Source: RefSeq, a predicted model, not a curated record
CGAAGGUUGCUCGCCGCGGCCCCGGCGUGUUUCCUCCAGCGUGUGUUCCCAGCGACCUGGUGGCUAUGGAGGCCGUCUUGACGGAGGAGCUGGACCGUGAGGAGCAGCUGGCCAGACGGCAUCGCAAGGAGAAGAAAGAGCUGCAAGCCAAAAUUCAAGGAAUGAAGAAUGCUGUUCCCAAGAAUGACAAAAAGAGGAGGAAGCAACUCACCGAAGAUGUUGCUAAGUUGGAAAAAGAAAUGGAGCAGAAACAUAGAGAAGAAAUGGAGGAAUUGAAGCAGGCUUCCAAGGAGAACAAGAUAGAUUCUGUUGCUGCUAACAUUUCAGACUUGGUGCUUGAGACUCAACCACCUCGGAUUUCAAAAGCACAAAAGAGACGGGAAAAAAAAGCUGCAUUGGAAAAGGAGCGAGAAGAAAGGAUAGCUGAAGCUGAAAUUGAGAACUUAUCUGGAGCCAGACAUAUAGAAAGUGAAAAGCUUGCUCAAAUACUAUCAGCUAGAGAGUUGCAAAUUAAGCAGAUUCCAUCUGAUGGCCACUGUAUGUACAGAGCCAUUGAGGACCAACUGAAGGAGCAGGACUGUGCCCUGACCGUGGUGGCCUUACGAAGGCAGACUGCUGAAUACAUGCAAAGCCAUGCAGAGGACUUCCUGCCAUUUCUAACGAACCCUAACACAGGGGAGAUGUACACACCAGAAGAGUUUGGAAAGUACUGUGAAGAUAUUGUAAACACAGCUGCAUGGGGAGGUCAGCUUGAGCUAAGAGCUCUGUCUCAUAUUUUAAGAACACCAAUAGAGAUAAUACAGGCAGACUCUCCUCCUAUUGUAGUUGGCGAAGAAUAUCCAAAAAAUCCUUUAGUACUUGUAUAUAUGAGACAUGCGUAUGGCUUAGGAGAACAUUAUAAUUCUGUUACACAGUUGGUGCACACAGCUACUGAAAAUUGCAGCUAGUGCACAGAGUGUUACACAGUUAUGUUUUGCACUGUAUACCAGGCUGUAUAUACCUACCAAAUGCUAUAUUGUUCUGACUGCUACUGAAAAACACAACUACCUUAAAUCAGUUUAUGAAUAAUGGGGCUUUUUAGAAAUAUAUCAGAGAUAAACUUUAACCAGUGCCCUCAUAGAACUUUUAGAACUUGUAACUAUUGUGAAAAACAUCAUUCACUGACCAAGAUGUUACCUUAUUCACUGAUACUUUUAUUUAUUUAGCAUCCUAACCAAUCUGUUUAAGUUUUAAGAUACUUCCAAGGUAAUCAUUUCAGUGUAAUUUUUCUUAAGACGUGAAAUGAUCCAGUCAUUGCAGUAAUGUGGUUGAGUGACAGCAAACUUAAUGAGUGUUUUCAAAAUUAAUUGGUGGGGUGAAGGGGGUGGAAGCUUCUUAUGUGACACAUCAAGGUGCAGCCAUGAAGCUGGCUUCAACAAACAAGAAUUUUUGAAAAUUUACUCAGAUGGGAAUUAGCUAAGUUUUCAGAAGCAAAGCAGAGUCAAAGGUGCACAGGUGCUAGUAGCUGUUAGUUUUACAUUUCUAAUGAAUUAGGGACUUGCCUUUUGUUUGUAACUUUAAAAGGAGGCAUGGAUUUCUAUCUUUCCAAUUCCUUCAUUUUCCUUCAACUGCAGACUGGAGUUAGCCCUGGUAUAGCUUGACUCUCUCCACAACUAUGAGUUCUUAUGUUUUCUAGAGUUGCCUAUACCACAGCUUAUCUUCCUGUAGCCGUUCCCACUGAAGCACGCUAUGUGGUCUCUCACUAUUCACCUCAUAUGAGGUGAUGAUUUAGUAUUGCAAGGGGCCAAAGCCACAUGUACUUUUAGUUCUUUUCUGGUUUGUCUUAACAGGCUCUCCCAUUUUGCUCAUGUUCCAGGAUUAGAAGAAAGCCCCUGUUAAAUAUUAUUUUGUGAGUAAUAGCAAUGUCACUUUUUCUUCAACUUAGGCAUUUGAGGGGUUUUUUUUGUUUUGUUUUGUUUUGUUUUGUUUUGUUUUGUUUUGUUUUGUUUUCCCGAGGUCGGGUCUCACUCUAGCUCAGGCUGACCUGGAAUUCACUAUGUAGUCUCAGGGGGACCUUGAACUCACGGUGAUCCUUCUACCUCUGCCUCCCAAGGACUGGGAUUAAAGGCGUGCACCAUCACACCCAGCAUAUUUGAUUAUUCUUAUGUAAUGUAUAUGGGUAAAAUUAAAAGCCACUAUUCGGAAGCCAAGAGCUGCAUAGUAAAACCAGUAUAAAGUAAUUUUCUGUGGAAUAAUUUCCUAAUUCAGAUUUCAGAUCACCCCUGUUUUUUUUUCUAAGAGAAAAAAAAACAUAUAUAUGUAUAUAAUAAUUUGUUAUAUAAAGAAAUACUAUGAAAAUGAGACCUUUUUGGUUUGAUCUGUUUUUCCCAAGUUGGAAAUGUGAUUAGUAAGACUGAUCAUCGAGUUUAUAACAUUUGGAUAUUUGAUCCAUAUAUAAUUUUUAUGAGUAAAUAAUGGAUUAAUAAUAAAAGUGGAGACAGUCUCCUGAGCCUAGCAGGUGACAGUGUUGCAGGUGGCUUGGAAUGGGUCAACUAGAACAAGCCAGCACUUCCAUGCAUCAUUCCACUUCAACUGAUGAAAAGCCAUUCUGUAUGCUAUAAACAAUACAUUCUUGAGGUUACCUGUUUUUCGUAACCUUUGACCUGGAUGUUUUGGGGGUUCUGAAAUUUACAAAAGUAUGAAACUUUAAAAUAAAUGUUCAAGGUUAUUUUGAAGUAUUGUUACUUCAAAGUUAAGAUUUAAGGAAUAACAAAAUAUUAUGAAACUUAAUUAUUGUAAAUUCAAUUUUUAACAAAAAUAUUCUUACAUAACAGUGUCUUAACAAGAAGAAUUAAAAUAUCCUUAGUUAUAUAUUUCUUUUUCUUUUUAAUUUUAAAAUGGCCAGCAUAGUUAUAAGGAAAAUAUCUGGUCAGUUUCUCUUUCAUAAAACUGCAGUGUCAUUGUGGAUGUAACUGAGGAAAAAAAAUUUUAAAAUGGCAAAUGUUCAUUUUAAAACAACUGGUGAAUUAAGCUUGCUGUCUGAUGAUGGUCUAAUGGAAAUUAAUAAGCUUUAUUUAGUCCAAAUUUGAAAAAGUACAUGUCAAAGAGUUCUGGAAUGUCUUCAGCCAAGAAUUUUAUUCACUUAAAUAUGUUUACAACUUGUAUAAAGUAAAAAAAAAAAAAAACAAAAACAAAU